AUGUCGACAGCCAGCCACGGUGGUCUCACUGCUUCUCUGGCUGUGGCCGCUGCUUGGACCAAUGACAGCAAUGCACACUUUUAUAGAAGUGCUCCCACCCUCUUUAUCCUUGCCUUGCUGGUACACAAGGCUCUGGACACGGAGGUGGGAACCGUGCUUCGCACCUCGUGUAAGGCGCUCAUGGCCUGCGGAUUGGACGCAGGCCCACUGCCGCUGCUGCUCUGCGUCAGUGGCGGCUCGGAUUCUGUGGCUAUGCUGCUUCUGGUGUCCAAGGUAGCCCAGAAGUAUGGCUGGCAGCUGCAUGUGCUUCACUUCAAUCAUGGCCUCAGGCCCGAGUCUGCAUCGGAAGAAACCUUUGUGGAGGCAUUGGCCCAGUCAGUCGGUGCACAGAGUCACCUCCGCCGUGCGGAAGGGGCCUGGCUGAAGGCUGCUCCAGGUGGUCUGCAGGCAGCGGCCCGCAACUGGCGUCGCCAGGAGGCGCUGCAGCUCCUGGAGCAGUUGGAGGCUUCGGCGGGCUGCACAGGUGCUGUACUGCUCGCUCACCAUGCCGAGGACCAGGUGGAGACGCAGCUCCUCAGGUUCCUCCGUGGUGGGCACCUCGCCCGACUGGGUGGCAUGCGAAUCCUCGAAGGCCGCUUCGCGCGUCCCCUUCUGGGCAUCCGCAAGCGCGAGCUGAAGGCCUUCCUGGACUCUGAGGGCCAGGAUUGGAAGGAGGAUGCGUCCAACGCUGAGCCAAUGUACCAACGGAACCGUAUUCGCCUGCAGCUGGUUCCUCUGCUGACUGAGCUGAUUGGCGGGGAGGAUGCCCUUCACAGCCGAUUUGAGGCGCUGGCGGAGCAGAGUGGGCAGCUUGCGUCCAUCUUAGACGAUGCCGUCGACGAGAUCGGAGGCCCUGGCUUCCCAGUCCAAGCUGAAGCAGCUGAGCGAGUUCUGGAGAUUCCGAGUUUCUCUGGCCUCUCGGAGAUGGUGCGCCAGGAGGUUUUGUGGCGCUUUGUGGCAAACGGCUGCGGGGCCUUCCUCAGCUACCCAGCAGUACGGGCCAUCGCAGACCUCGCCUCGGAGAAGGAGUUCACAUGGCCUCUGGGCUCUGGAUGGCAGCUUAGCCUGAGCAAGGCGGAGCUGGACAAGGCGGACAAGGUGGACAAGGGGGCAGCGCGCCUCGUACUGAGUCCCCCGAUGAAAAAGACAAGAGAGCAAGUGUGGAGAGCCAAUGACCUGCUUGUUGUCCACAACUCCACGCCCAGCCUCUCACUUCGAGUGGUGCGUGGUGGGGAAUUCGAGAGCCAGCGGAAGGAGUCGGAAGGCUACGAAGGCUCUUGCCAGUUCUUGCUGUACAACCUGCCCUUGAACACUACUGUGACACUCCGUGGGGCUAAACUUGGCGACCGCUUCUGCCUUGGCCCGAGCAGCCGGGCGCGCGCCAUCAAGCUGACCUACUUCUUGCACCAACAGGGGAAGGUGCCGAGGGAAGCCAGAUUUGGGUGGCCAGUGAUUGCCGUCAAGGCUCCUGGUGUGCCGGAAGUCUUAGCGGCUGUUCUGCCUGACUGGGCAGCUGCAGACUUCAUGGUGACGUGGCAGACGCCAUGGCCUGGACUGAUGGUGAAAACGUGCGAAAACAUGUGCAGCCCACAAGGCGCAGCCGAGACUGACCAGUGUGAGGAGGCUCCAAGACCAGAAGCUGGAACCGGAUUGCUGCAGGCCAAGUCGCACCUGGACCCCAGCCGGUUGCAAGAGGUUGACGAGCCUGACCUUGCCUUUGCGAAUUUUGCUGGGGAGAGCUGGGCAGCUGCACAGCGUCUCCAGGAGCUUGAUGUCAAUAGCAGCCUCAACAAGCUGGCUGUUCAGUGCCGAAAGCGCAAGGCCAAGGCACAUGUUCCUCUGGUGGUCGCCGAGCAACUUCACCAGCAAGUGCGGGACGCACGGGCAACGGCAAGCCGCUUGAAAUCGCGCAAGCAGUGCCCAGGAGAGCUCACGCUGAGGCAGUUCUUUCGCAACCUGACAGUGACAAGCUGCUGUCCCCGCAGCUCGACAGAGUGUGCAGGUUGUGCCCUGUUUUCAGAAGGGAAGUGCCAGGAAUGUGAAGGUGGCUACGUCCGGCAGAACGGGACCUGCGUGGCCUGCCUCAGCACUAUCGACUGGAUCAACGAGAAUGGGGAGUCGUGUGACAGAAUCACAGACUGCAAUGAUCGUCCGGUGAAUGGUCAGAGCAGCAACCAGGCAUGCUGCCAGUGCUCGGGGGGGCACAAGAGCCCCACGCCCUUCAGGUACGCGGAUAAGCGCUUCGCUGUCGGUGCUGCCAUUCACCUCGAGCCUCUUCCCCGAACUGCCACCAGGUACUCCUUGAACUCCGGUUGCAACCUGGCUGCCUACAACCUGACCAUGGACGGCACCACUGGGGUGAUCUCCUACCAGGCAUCCACGGAUCUUCCGGUCAAGGCCUUCAGUGUACAAUGUGAGGUCACAGCACACCAGGGAGCCAAGCUUGAAGAGACGGUCAAGGUGUCGGUUGUUGUGGAGUACAUGACCUACCCAUCUGCGGUUCUCAUCUUCUCCCAUGAUACCCCAUCCUACUCCGUUGCUUCUACACAGACGAUGAAGGAUUUCGGCAUGGUGUGCGCGCCGGAGCAACCAUGGCUCUCCGUGGAUGCCUCCGGGACAGUCACAAGCUCUACUGGCACUGCUGGCGGUGCUGUGACGGCUGUGGAUGAGUUUGCCACCAUGGACGGUGCCGUGUGCGUGGUGUCCGCAACCGAGGGCGCAUCGACCAAGAGGACGACCUCCUUCGCGGCCAUCCGACCCCGGCCAUGGCCGGAACUUGUCUACGAGGAGUCCUAUGCAGAGGUGGUCGUCGGGGAGCAGCUGCCCCCCUUGAGACUGAAGACGCCGAAAGGCUAUGAAGAAGGCACGGGUGGGCUCAAGCCAACCUCCUUUGCCGUGAACUGCAGCUUUGGAUUUCCGGUCUGGUCCUAUGACCGCAACUGGGGUGUGGGGACCAUCUACGGCCAUCAAUUUCUCGAAGUUGCACCGGAUGGGAGCAUUACUCUUGCACCCGGGGAGAGUAUGGCCGAGAUGUUCGAUGAGCUCGAGGCCGACCAGCUCCGUCGCAAGUCGAUCGAGAUGCAUUGCGGUGUAUUUGGAAUGUUUCCGGGAACGGACUUUGAACCCAUCUUCGCACCGAUGAUCUUCAAAGUGAAGGAUAGCAUGUGUUGGGUCAGCGAGUCCUUCUCUGGCGAAGUUGUCUAUGAAAAGACGUACUCCGACGAGCCGAAAUGUCGCAACGGAUGCCGGCACUCCAAGGUCUGCUCCCACUUCAUGUUCUUUCCGCCUGAGACCUGCAAGCAUUUUCGAAUCAACAAUGUAGGCGGGGCACCCGUGACGGCCUACGCCAAGGUCACAGAUUGCACGGACCUUUCCACUUGCAUUCGGCUGAAGCACCCUGAGUGGAUUAUUGCUGGAGACUAUUGCCCUGUUGCGUACGACCUCCGUCGCGGAGGCCCUGUCUAUCGGAAAGACAGCGAGAUCCCGCAGGAGGUGAUGUACCUCGCCUCUGUCCCGACCACUUCGACCACAGCCUGCGGUGCCGGACACUGGCUUGUGCAGCGGGCGAAGCCUGAGGCAGACUACGUGGAUUCCAAGCUGGGCUACUUCGAGCUGGCAGGUGAAGAGCUGCUCUGCUUGCAGCCGGGAAUACCUAGCAGCAAGACGGUCGUGGAGGCAAACGUCACCAAGAACAUCUCCCUGAACUGGGCCACGCUUCCAUGUGGGCAGCCGCUGACACACGAAGUGGAGGAUGGCCAGCUGCAUCCCUUGGUCUUCGACGACCCGACGACGCUCCAGCCGGACGACUACUGGCUGCACCCUUGCGAUUGCAUUCCGCCAGAGUGGGGUUUGCAUCCUCCAGCGAACCCGCUGGUUGCAGAGGGCCUUCCCGCUGCCAGUGACGGUUCCUUCAUUCCUCCUCCGCUGCUCAUUGUUCAGGGCCAGUUCGCUUGCCCUUCCAGGCAGCUGCUUUCAGGAAAGAGGGGCAUGUACUUCGAGACGGAGGCCGAGGCGUUCGAGAAGGCAGAUUGCCAGGAGCGUUGCAAGGAUUUCGUAGAUUGCCAAUUCUACUGGACAGGCACCUCCCAUGGAGCACAGACUUGCCGCCUUUUCAACGGGUGCGACAGCUUGGUGCGUGAAUUUGGCAUGGACGGCGACCUUUAUGCUUUGCCCCAAAACAAGAGCUGCCUGGUCGCGAACCCAGAAGUUUGCUGGAAGACGACUCUGCGGAGGCAGUUCCUGACGCAGAAGGUAAGUGUCUCGCCGUCCUUCACGCAUUCUUCCGCCCUUUUCAACGCAGGAGGCUUGGCGGAUUUCCGGAGCAAUGCCUCACGCACAUUGGACCGCGAGUUCACCUACGAGGAGAAGCUGGGUGACAUCUCCAGUGUGAAGUUUCUUGGGUGGACAGAGAUUUUCAAGCCCUUCGGCUUUGUGAGAAGUCUGGGUGGCCUGGCAAGUGCGACGGUGCAGGGCCUGAACCCAAACCAGGAGUAUGAAUGGGAGCUCCUCACCAGCAGCAACCAGAAGGAAGUUAAGCAUAAAGUGGCGGUGAACCAUGGGGCACAAAUGAAUGUGGGCCAGCCGGAGAUCAAAGCGAGUGAGGAGUUUGCCGUGAUGAUGCAAGGAAAGUCCAAGUCGACUCCUCGAGGAGAGCUGGUCUUCGAUUUCGAGGCCAGUGACUUCGCUCUCGGGCCACAGGAUCUUCGUAGUGGGCCCUCGUCUAGCAUCGCAACCAAGAGUUGCCCUUCGGGAACGAAAAUGACUCAUUGUUCGUGCUAUGCUGAUUCAGGAGUGUGCGCCGGUGCGAAGAUGGAGCCGGCAUCAAAUCCGAGAACAUGCAGCGCCUAUGGGAGCCGCGAUGUCAGUGGAGGCAGCUCCAAGGCCGUCUCGGUGAGGGCGCACGUGCGCUGCAUGAGGUUGACGUAUUUGCGCAAUCUUCAAGUCGUGACAAGCGGUGGGGCCAGCUUCAGCUUCUUGCAGAACGGCGCAGCUGACAACAACCUCACCCAACUUUUGGAUGUGGACGAGGAGGACGUCGACGUAGAGGUGAGUCUGGAUGCUGAUGGACACACGCAGGAGGAGAUGGAGGAUGAGGAGGAGAAGGAGGAGGAGGCGCCUGAGCCUGAGGAGGACAGCCCAGGUGACGAGCACAAUGAAGCCGAGUUCGAAGGGCUUGAAGACGAAGACGAACACUCCGAAGACGACGCUGGCGAAGAUGAGGACCUCGAAGGUGAGGUCAGCACUUCGGAGGAUUCGGAGGACGAGGAUGAAAGCGAGCACGGCAUUGCUUUGACCCAAGAGGGUACGCAGUCAGUUUCAAGCGUGCAGUCGUGGCGUCGCCGUCGCCGCCGCCGUCGUCGCCGCAGAGCGCCGCCCCCACCACCUAGGCGCAGGCGCUCUCGGCGCCGACGCUCUCGACGCAGACGCUCGCUUCCCGCUCAGGUUUCUGCAUCUUGCCCCAACGGGAAACGACUGUUGACUUGCUCCUGUUAUCCUGACAGCUUCUUGGAGAAGCAAUCACACUGGACCGACGUCCGCCAUCACUGCAAGAGAGUGUGGAGGAGCGGGACGAAAUGCUUCGCGAAAGGUGGAUAUGCUCAGGCUUUGUGCGGAGAUCUUGAAGCGCCUGCGGCUCGUGCGUGGCAAGAUCGUGAAGCUUUUGGCAAGUAUUGGACCAACAAGGAGGAAGGUCCAGUGGCAAGUUGCCCUUCGGAAACGGUCCUGCUUGGGUGUUGGUGCCAGUCGACGAGUGGCGCAGAGAAGGACUGUACUCGCCUCUGGACCGACGGCAAUCAAUGCCGUGCUUCAACCGGCCCAGGGAGAGUGACGACAGUCCAUGUCAACAUCAAGAUCACCGCCCGCUGCGCAGACCUCCGGGCAUCGGCGCUGAUCCUCAGCGGCAUCAACCUCACGCGGGUAACGUCAACGAGCUUGCUCCAGGACACCCCGGACGCGAACUCCGCCGAAGCGAUCGUUCCAUUUGCAUCCAAGUCCUUCAGCUACAUGCACCUGUUCCAGCAGUGUGAUGCACUGCUUCUCAUGGGCGGCCUUGGGGUGGAGACCUGCUCGCGGCCAAGCUACCGGGAGCCAAGUUCGCAUGCUUGGCGCGGCAAGCGGCCUCUGCCUUCCUUUUUUCUGCCUGGAACGGAAUUAAAGGUUGGCUGUUGGCACGAGCGAUAUCAGUCCUUCCGGGCAGGCUUCCUGCAGCCGGGAGAAAACCUUCACUGUGUCAACGGAGAUUGGUACAACUCUCUGCAGCUUCCAGAACUCACAGCUUUCGUGUGUGAACCGUGCGUCCUGGUCGCUGGAAAGGGAUACACGAACUACGCCCGGAGGCAGCAGCAAGAGCUGUACUACUUCAGCCGGAUGGCCAUGCGAGUCUACACCGAGUUGGGUUCAUUAGCAGCGACGCACGGUGCAGCCCAGAAGUACUGCCUCUUCAAAGAGGACACUGCCCAAAAUGCUUCCGCAGCUGGAGGCAACAUGACCUUGCAAGCUUCAGCGGCUUGUCCUGAGAUCCUGGCGCUGGAGGUUGUGGGUUCGGCUGAAGUCGAAGAUCGCAUGAUGGCCCUGCUUGACUAUGGUGUGCCAGACCAUGGUCAGUGCUUGGAGGCUUUGCCGGCGGCCGAUGGUGUCAGCCCUAGCCUGGGCUAUCAGAAAUGUGACUUGGAAAACGAGCGGCAGCUAAUCUCACCCAUGGCACUGCCUGGUGUCCUCUGGGAUAUGCACAAGGAAGCAGAUCGCACCCACGGCGAGGACUUCCACAAGGCCUUUGGCUCUUACUGUGGAGCACAUGGGGCACUGUCGAGUUUGGCCUUCGGCCAGGUCUUUGCAGGAGAUGCAAGCAUCAAGUCCACGUGCCGCUUCGCGCCAGUCAUUCAGUUCGGAGAGUUCCUGGACACCGCGAUCACAUACGACAAGAGAAGCCAGGAUUGGCCGGAAUGGAACACGCUAUUGGCCGACUCACCUGUUCAGUGCCCGGAUGGGGAAGCCCUCACUGGUUUCAAGCUUCUGCCAGCCCGCAACAUCUUCCGAUACGAAUGCAGCCGCAUCGGUGGCCUCGGUGCUAGCUACGAGUACUUCAGCGCACAAGUGGAGGUUAAGAAGUUCGACCAAACCAGGGCAAACUGGAUCGGAGCUCUGCGCAUGAUCAAAGUGGACUGCGGUGAUGACGCCCUGCUUAGCGGCUUCCACUUCGAGUUCUCCGAAGGGGGACGCUGGGCUCGCUCCAAGUUUAUGUGCUCGAAAGCCGGCGGAGCCCCAGUGGUAAUGGAACCCUCGACUACCAUCGAAGCCAUGUCCCAGACACCGGAAGGUGUCUUCUGUCCGCUGCAACCAGAUGCCCACACUGGCCGCUACCGGUACAUCAAUGCGAAUACUGGCGACACCUUGUUCUUCGACAGGAGCGGCAAGUGGUGUGUGGGGCCCGAUUGCUCUUUACCAGUGGGCGGUGCCAACCCGGUCGGGGUUGUGAUGACGAUCUUCGAGGUCCAGAACGUCACAGACUUCGACGGCCACUUUGAGGGAAAGGGAGUUCCCGCACCGGAAGGAGGCGGAAUGGACGACCUCGCAAAGAAGCUCAAAGCGAUCAAGCCCCCGAAGCGCCCAGCGCAGCCACCGAAGCCCAAGCUCCAGGAGUACAAGGCUCAGAUGCCCAAGUACGCUGACGAAUGCUUGGACUACCAGGAUCUCUGGAACAAAGUCAUUGAAACCCACAAGAACGCGGAGAAUGAGGAGGUUGUGGAGGAGUCGAAGCUCGAGCCAGACGAGGGCACCGUUGACGCCGAGCUGCCGGACUACCAUCCCUGCCAGAUCGUUCAGUCCAACUCCUUCGGAAUCUUUGGCAGACUGGCGGGUGACGAUGGCAAGUAUGCUCCCGAUAACAUGCUCUACAAGGACUGGAGGCGGUGCAUGAAUGGAGACAUUAAUCGGGAUAUGCUCUCCGGAUACAUGGAGUUUGGCAACAGCCUUUAUCACAGCAUUGCCAAUGUUGUCCACACGGCGGUCAAGCUGGUUUGCGCUUCCAUUCCCAACGUGGAGGUGGCUCCCCUUGGCGCUGGCGUUGAGCCUUCACCGCCGAAGAUCUGCGGUGAAGUUACAGACUUAGUGCGCACAAUAGUGGACCUGCCCUUUGACAUCAGCAAGCAGUCCGUGGAUUUGGCCACUGAGAUCGAGGGGUACAACGCUUGCAAUCCCUACGAGUCGGGCUUCUCGCGGCUCUUCUGUGACAUCCACUGCGUGCGCGAUGCGGUCAUCCGCGGCGAUCGAACUAUCCUUCAGAACCUGGAGCAGGCCACCAAGAUCUCAAACGACAACAUGAGGAAGAUGGUGGAGUGGUCCACGGAAGCAACUAGGACUGAGACAGAAUAUUUGGACAAGAAGAUCGACCACUCGCUGAAGAUCAACACAAUUUACCUGCACCACAUCGCCCAGAACACCCAGCCCAAGGAGGAGGAGCUCUUGCAGAAUGCUGCGGCUGCCACCGGUUCCAUGCUCACCGAGCUCAAGGGCUUUGCGGAGGUCUCGUCCUUCGGCACUUCCCGCUUGACUGCAAGAGACGCCCUGCAAAGGUUCAUUGACACUGCGCAGCCCUUCGUUGACGGCAACGCCACUCGCAGUGGCCAGGUGCAGAAGUUCCAGGGUCAGCUGUCCGACCUUUACCAGACAAUGCGGGCAUCCACUGGUGGACUGACGAGGGCGCAGGUCGUAGGACGGCAGGUUGCCAGCGAGGCCCAAGAGCUUCAAGCACGAACGCGCCAGCAAGCACAGGUUCUGGGUAUCUACCGAGCGCACAGCCGCGCCGCACACAAGGCGGCAAAGUCCUGGAAGCAAUCAGACGCGGAGACGGUGCUAGUGACCCUGGACAAGCUCUGGUGGCGAAUGCGUGACAGGCUCGACCGCUACCUGGAUGUGGCUGGCGAGGAGAUUCUCCAAAUUGAGCGCUCCUUUGCCGCCCUGGCCGAGUACGAGAACUGCAAAGCAGGCACAGUUGACCUCCUUCGGUCUUAUUCCUCCGGCAUGAAGUCGAUGCGCCGGAGCCGGAGCCAGCUUCGAGCCGUUUGGCGGGAGACUUCCAACCUGAUGGGGGAGCUUGCGGCUAUCAUCAGUGAUGGUGAUGUCUUUGGUCACCUCAUGGAUGCUGAGGGCUGCGGCUCUUCUUUGGCCUCGCAGACUCUGGAUCAGAUCCGCUUUGUGCUGCAAGACACGGGCUUCCUGAUCCACCGCUUCCAGGUGGCGAAUCUACCGGAGCCAGAUGUCUCGGUGUUACAAGCUGCAGUGAAGCAGAUUCAUGGCGCUUAUGCUUCGGCGCGGUCUUCCUGCACAGCAACCGCGCCUGACAGUGUGUAG
Symbiodinium natans is the source of this 9387-nucleotide messenger RNA. The record is from the annotation of a GenBank genome assembly. Lineage: Eukaryota; Dinophyceae; Suessiales; Symbiodiniaceae.